AUGUCACAAUCUGAGACAAGUCGACAGAAAUUAAUCGAAGCUGAAUAUGAACCUGUUAGUUCAUCACGAAAACUUAGUUUAUUACUUCAACGUUCAGUUCGUUAUUCAUAUCGACAAAGAUGUUGUAAAUGUUGUCCAACAAUACUUUUUGAACUUCUAUUUCCAAUUAUUAUAAUACUAUUACUAGCUCUGACUCGAUAUGGAACCAAUCGACUAGCCGAAAAACAAAAUAAUGAUAGAAGUUUACCCGGACUUUUCAGUCGACAUUCAUGUUCACAAGAUAUCAAUAUUCAACCAACUUCAUCAAACGAUAUAUUUACUAAUUGUUUUAAAUUUCCACCGAGUUAUACCCGUGGUCGUUGGAAUUCACAUAGCCUAGAUGUUAUAUCCAAUAAAACAAAUAUUGUCUUUGAACCGGCCCGAAUUGAUGUAAACGAACUUGUUCAACGUGCUACAAUACGUCUAGCUACACUAAAAUGUGAUAAUACAAACAUUUGGAGUCAAAAUCCAAAUGAUGAAACUGAUACAGAUUUAUUGCAAAAUAAAACUGUAAAUACAGUUAUAGUGGAUUUCAGUGCAACAUUUGAUCUAAAAAAAGAACACAAUCUUGCUUACAACAUUAUUGUUCGAACGCCAAACAGAGUUUUAAACAAUGAUCCUGUUGAUAUGUCAUUCAUAACAUCUCAACAUCCAGGUUAUAUUUCUGAUCGUUCGAAUAUAACAGAUAAUAAUGGUAAUAAAGGAUCAGAAUUACCAGAAUUUACUGAUGUCAAAAUGUUUGUUGAUUCAUUACUUAUGGAAUAUCAAACAAAUCGUCAAAUUCACUUUGAACUUCAACGAAAUCUUAUGACUUGUACACCAUUUCGCAAUGAUUUACUUUUUACAUCAGAAUCAAAUUUGAUUAACAUAAUUCUAUUAAUGAUUGAUGCUGUAUUCAUUGUUCCAUAUUUAAUUCUUUUAAUAAGUUUGAUUCGAGAAAAAAAUGCAAAAGUGAAAGAAAUUCUUAAAGUACUUGGUAUCGAACCUAUUCUUAAUAAUCUUGCACAAGGAAUUCGAACAAUGGUUAUUCUAUUGAUUUUAGUUCUACUUUUAUCUAUUGUGUUUAAAAUCAAACUAAAUUCCAAUGCUUAUUUCAAUACAGUUAAUUUUGGUACUCUUUUUUUUUGGUAA
Molecule: messenger RNA, 1170 nt
Organism: Rotaria sp. Silwood1
Lineage: Eukaryota; Metazoa; Rotifera; Eurotatoria; Philodinida; Philodinidae
Source: the annotation of a GenBank genome assembly